UAGAAACAGCAACUUCUUAAAAUACCCUUACUUUCUUACGUUUCAUGAUCUGGUUUUAAACUUAAAAGCCAAAGUAAAGGAUGAGAGUGAACACAGGAAUAUACAUCUAGUGGUUUUUCUGUGGAAUGAAAGUCGCCGCCUUAAAAUUGGGAAUGUAGCCCGAGACAAUUGCGCAUUGGAGAUACCUCGCACUGGUCGAGUGGAAUAAUAUCAGCAAUAAGUAUAAGAUGUUACAAUCGGCUCGUGUUUAUUUUCGGCUGUGUGCUAUAUUUAUAUCUGACAGUUAAUUAUCUUCGCGUGGAAAUAUUAACUUCUGUGGGUACCAUUCAGAAAAAAAGUACGGAUGGAAAAGGAUGCCAGUGUUCUGACGGGUCGGAAUACAUUUUCUGUGCGUUCGAUACGAUGCAUAUUUAAUUGAGUGCAUUCGAAUUGAACAAUUAACUGUUACUUUGACUUGAUACAAUGGCUCAUAAAUGGUACGACCAUUUUACAGUCUGGCUAAAAAUAGGAUUAGCUUUACAACUUGUGUCUACCAUUUUAUUUAUUGUUGGAUUUUCCACGGACGUAUGGAUUUUUGCGACAUUUCGAGAGGAUGCCAGGCGGGAGUACGGUCUGUGGAGGUACCUGUUCUAUACUUAUAGUUCACGGUACGAGGACAUGGGGGCUAUUAGGGCUAACAUAGGCAAUAAUGCCAUCGUCAUUACGAGAUCAGAUUGGUACCGUGCCACCCAGGCAAUGGAGUGCUUCGGUCUCAUCUGCAUCGUCAUCGCCACCUUUCUCCUUCUGCUUUACUUCUUUGUCGCCUCCUGUAAACGAAGGAAUGCUCUCCUCGCCACCAUCGUCUUCACCUUCGCUUCCGUGGGUUUCAUCGUCAUUGGAAUCGCCAUUUUUGCAUCCAAGUUCGACAACUAUGGCUAUGAAGUAGGCUGGUCCAUGGGAUUGGCCAUCGCGGCAGCCAUAUUGGCCUUCGUAGCAGGCAUCAUGGAAGUUUUAGAAAUUAAGUAAAUCAGUGUCUUACUUUGUCUCUGACGCCAAAUACACACGUUCCCUCCAUUUAAGAUGAGAAGAUUUGAGUUUCUACCAUGUAGCUCCCCGGAGAAAGCGAUAAGAGAUCCGGCUUUUACGCCGAAAAGUAAUACAAACUUGGAGGGUUACAGAUACAUGUUUCGAUGGACGAGAUUUUACAUAAUCUUUUGACAAACCAUCUUCUGACCAAUAACUACUAAUUCAGUUUAAGAUUAUAUAUAUUUACUCAAAAUCUUUAUCGAUUUGUUUUGUACCUUACUGCAACUCGCAAAUUGUUUUUCGAUCAUGAAUGGUGGAAACAGUAAAAUGAGAUAGGGAAACAACGGAAUCAUAUAUAGGAAAAUGACAGAACUAAAUAACAACGAUAACAGAAUUUUAUAGUAAAACAACAGAAUUAUAUAUAAAGAUAACAGAAUAAAGUGAUAAAGCAACAGAAUUAGAUAGGGAAAAGGGAAAAUCAGAUAAAAAAACGAUAACAAAACAUUAUUAGAUAUGAACAUCCCCGUCCAUAUUAUUUCCCAGGCUGCCAUCUCGAGCUUGAUUUGUGUAAUAAAUAUGUAUAAUUAAGGUUGACCCCCUGUUAAAUGUGUAUGUCUUUUGAAGUGCUCUAACACAGCUCGUUUUCGAGCUAACUACAAUCUGUAAAGUAAAUAAUUUAUAAUAAUAUUUAUACUGACAUAUUUUAUAGAUCUAUAUAUUUUUCUCUACUGAAAGUGCUUUUAUCAUACGGGUAAAGGUUACAUGUAGAAUACUUUCAAUCUUUAUUGGUCACAUAUAUGACCUUUUCCAAUACAUGAGCUUUUACAUUAUUCAGAUCCAUUGAUAUUAGAUAUAGGAAAUUUAUCGUAAA
Molecule: messenger RNA, 1876 nt
Organism: Mizuhopecten yessoensis (Yesso scallop)
Lineage: Eukaryota; Metazoa; Mollusca; Bivalvia; Pectinida; Pectinidae
Exons: 3
Coding region: 463-1005 (180 amino acids)
Cellular component (GO): plasma membrane
Source: RefSeq, a predicted model, not a curated record